CCUAUAGCCUAAAUAAAACCCUAAACUCCCAAAAAAUUACUCCUACUAAAAAUUCGCAUUCAAUUUUCGCCUCUCUCUCUCUCUCUCUCUCUCUCUCUCUCUCUCUCUUCUUUUCCUUCAAAGAAAUGGGUGACAGCCCAAAGAAACCAAAUGUCAAGAAGAAGAAGAAGCGUGGAGGUAGCAAGAAGAAGAUGACAGUCGAACAGAGCAUAGCGUAUAAACGCGUGAGUGAAUGGGUUUUCUUGGACCGGUCUUCAGCGCCUGCCAAUUCCUCUGCCACGGAUGAUGAUUUUGCGGCUGCCGUGAUAAACCACGGCAAGUUAUCUGAGAAGUUGGUGUUCGAAUUGCAUUCGCAUUCGAUUUGCAGUGAUGGAUUCUUGUCACCUGCCAAACUCGUUGAGAGAGCCCAUCAAAAUGGGGUGAAAGUUCUCUCUCUGACAGAUCACGACACCAUGGCUGGCAUUCCUGAAGCACUGGUUGCAGCUCGCAGAUUUGGUAUCAAGAUCAUCCCUGGUGUCGAAAUUAGUACAAUCUACUACCCAAGGGGGGAGUCUGGUUCCGAGGAACCAGUUCACAUCCUUGCAUAUUACAGCAGCUGCGGGCCAACGAGAUCUGAAGAACUGGAGAAGUUUUUGGCUAACAUAAGGGAUGGACGUUAUCUACGUGCAAAGAACAUGAUUUCAAAAUUGAACAAACUUAAAUUUCCUCUCAAGUGGGAGCAAGUUGCGAAGAUUGCUGGCAAGGGUGUAGCUCCUGGGAGACUACAUGUUGCUCGAGCUAUGGUUGAAGAAGGUUACGUUGAGAAUCUGAAACAAGCUUUUGCCCGAUACCUUUAUGAUGGCGGACCUGCUUAUUCAACAGGGAGUGAACCUCUUGCGGAGGAAGCAGUGCAAUUUAUAUGUGAAACUGGGGGGGUGGCUGUGCUGGCUCAUCCGUGGGCGUUGAAGAAUCCUGUUGCCAUUGUAAGGAGGCUGAAAGAUGCAGGCCUUCAUGGAAUAGAGGUUUAUAGAAGCGAUGGAAGAUUGGCAGUAUACAGUGACCUAGCAGAUGCAUACGACCUAAUUAAGCUUGGAGGAUCAGAUUUCCAUGGGAGAGGUGGGCAAAGCGAGUCUAAUUUGGGAAGUGUGAGCCUUCCAGUUUUAGCCGUGAAUGACUUCCUAAGGGCAGCAAGACCAAUAUGGUGUGGUGCUAUAAGGGGUAUUCUCGAGAACUAUGCUGAGGAUCCCUCUCAAUCUAAGCUAGUCCAGAUCAUGAAGUUUGGCAAGACUAGGAGGGUUCUCAAGGGUGGGUCACUUGUUAAGAGCAAAUGUGAUUUGAUUGAUCUUUGCUUGUCUUCAUGGUUGACAAGCGAAGAAAGGCAGGACUCCGCGUUUGAGGCUAUCAAGUUGAAGCUUUCCGGACUUCCUAUCAACGAGGAAGGGAUUCAAGCCGUUACUGCAGACAAAUAGUCUUCAUUUUGAGAUGGAAUUAUUUUUGUACCCUAAUUGUAGGCAAUGCGACAACGAUGAUAGUUGAUUUUUCCGGCAUUUUGUCAGCCCCCCCUUUUUCCCUUUUCGAGGCUGGGGUAAUUUUUCACUAGGCAAAUGAUUGUGAGGAUGCAAUUAAUUUAGGCGGAAUGCGACUGAUGUGCAAAAUUACCAUUGGACGAUGACAGUUUGGGCCCCACGGCCCCCCAUUGCCACGGCCGUCGGUUUUGGAAAGUUGUGCUCUUUCAUUGUUUAGGAGUUGUUGCCAAUCCAUUAUUUGCAACUGUAUUUGCAUUUCCGUAAAUGUUGUGGCAAAUUAGAUACAGAACUAUUUCUUUGAUUUGAAUCCGGAACUCUGGUUCAUGUGGUGGCUAGGUGGCUAUGAAAAUCCUUACAGAUCCCCUCAGUUAAAGAACAUUUUCCCAUGAAAAAUGGUGAGUUCACAAGUUCUGCUCUUUUCAAGUGAAUAAUAGUUCUGCCCAGAAUUUGCUUGUUUGGCUUCA
Messenger RNA from Rhododendron vialii, 1969 nucleotides. RefSeq lists its product as uncharacterized. Gene Ontology annotation, molecular function: 5'-3' RNA exonuclease activity; 5'-3' DNA exonuclease activity. The record is from RefSeq and is a predicted model, not a curated record. The transcript has 5 exons. NCBI's taxonomy places the organism in Eukaryota, Viridiplantae, Streptophyta, Magnoliopsida, Ericales, Ericaceae. The coding region runs from base 126 to 1448 and encodes 440 amino acids.